AUGUCAACUAGAACCCAAGAAGUAUUUAGGCGCGUGGACAAACGCAUGGACAAAACGAUUAUCUCCAACGUGGUCUCGGGCCUACUGCGUCGCAGCCAGGACGAGCUAGAUCCAAUCGAUUCGGUAAUGCUUUUCGAGGUCUCAUACGCUGCACUCCUAGACUGGAUUGCUUCAAUUCGUAUUGCAUUCCUGCCAACUGAAGGAAGUAGCGGCGACAACCUGUUGGGAUGGGCCCAACAAUUCCUUGAAAGGUGGCACACCUUUUACAAGGUCAUCGAGGAGUUUGUGGAUGAUGCUUCCCUUGCUUGCCAGCUCGCUUGUGGCUUCUGUGGGAUGCUUCUUGAACUGUGGAGGGAAGAUAUGGCCGUCUUAGAAAUUUGCUUCGGCUUCUUUAACGACAUGUCCAUGCUCUUAGAGGACCUUCUGAGACUCUCGGAGGUAGUUGAUAUCAACACUGAAGUCCGUGAGCAAAUGGUAUUGGCAUUCCUAGAUCUGUUGACACUGGUUUGCGAUGUUUCGAUCCAUACCCAGAAAGCAGUCAAUGAUUUGGUGCUGUCGCCACUCUCCCUGAACCUUUAUGAGAAAUUCGCUGGUCAGAUUCAGACUUUUCGCCAGCGUUAUGAAAAUACCAGAGUCUCUGUGUACAAACAGCAGCUGCUGAGAGAAAAUUUUGAAGAACACAAAGAAAAGAGGAAACUCAAUCUGACUAUGGGCACAGUACAUACCGAGCUCCAUUCAAUCACAAAUUGGCUUGUUUCUGAUGACCCCGUCCUCGCUGAUCUCGCCAAAACAAGUGCCCAUCUCACUCCCUCACGAGAAGAGAUGACAUGCCUCUGGGUAAGGUCUUAUUUAGAGUGGUUCCUGAAAAAUGCCAAUAUUCCUGCCGAGACCACUCCCAGGUCCGUCGCCCGUUCCCUACUCCUCCAACUUUUCACGAUGAGUAGUGGCAGCGUUCCAAUCUACCAAGUUUUGAGUGAUGUGCGCUGGGAACUAGGCCCCCCCGGCUCCAGCGAAGUAAUCCUCGUCGUGGAUGGCAUAGAUGAGGCUUCUUGCGGCGAGCUUACCCUGCUACAAAGACUCGCGUCUGUGACAUCCAAGGCACCUUUCGUCAGGAUGAUUGUUCUUGGCGCACAAAAGCCUUUGGAAGUAAAGGGUCAAAUUUCACUGGAAAUCACUCACGCUAGGACCUUCGACGAUAUUUCUUGGGUCCUUGAAAAGGGUUUGCUGUCCAGCUUUAUGGAGCUGUCUGAAAUGGAUAGAGCCACAAUUGCCGAUAUGAUCACUGAAGCCUCUCAUGGUUCUUUUCUCUGGGCCGAGCUUCUUGUCACAUGCGCCGUCAUGGAAGCUGAGCUCGAUGGAGUUCGCAAGGCUGUUGAUAGGCUUCUUAGUGCAAAGCCAAGCAUUGUUGAUAUGGUUUUUCUGAUCCUGCAAAAUCACGACCCCACCAUGGAAGCCAGACAGAUGCUGCUUUGGUUGGCUACCGCUGAACGUCCCUUGCACACGAGAGAGCUUCUCGCCCUGGCCAGCGUUUCGAUCGACAAGCAUACAGUCGGUGAGAUAAAGGGCGAUAUUCGGCAUACACUGCGUCCUUUCGGCUCAAUUAUCUUUUUACAACAUGGUCUGGUCACUCUACGUCAUGGCACCAUCCGGCAUGCAGUGUUGGAAUUAUUCUAUCAAGGCAAACUUGUCCCUAUCAGCGAUCGGCACGCUGAUUUAGCGACCAGGCUCUUGAUCUACAUCGAAUUCCACAUAGCCCAACAGAGCGAGCCAUCGGUCUCACCACUGAGACUUACAGGAGACCAAUAUUCUGCUUACGAAAAUAGCGGUCUGAUCAGCGCCUCCAAGGAGUUUGCCAACGUACUGCCUAUCUCGACCACAUUCGUCUGUCUCCAGAACGCUAUAUGGGACCCUUUGCCAAUCGUCGUUUUCCUGAGCUAUCGAGAGCUCCUGACAGAAAUAUACCGUGAGCUAUUAGGUGUAAACAACGUCGUGACACUCCAAUGUGUUGUAUUCUCGGCUGGGAUGUAUCGCCAACUCGACAAACUCGACGACGCCAUUCCACUGUUCUACGAAGCGGCCAUUGGCAGCUCGAAUCUGUUGACUACUGGCCAUAUUUUGACUUCCGAAAUGGUUUCUGCUUUUCUUUCUCUGACCAAGGACAAGAUCUCAAGCGCCAAGACCGACAUUAUGAUUAAAAGAGGCGAAUGCCUGCUACUUUCUGUGGAAUGCUGCAAGAUCCAUGAUGGACCUGCAUCUGAAAAGCAUAUUGGUGCCCUGAGACAACUAAGUGAGCAUCAUCGCAUGAUUGGCGACGAGCAGCAGGCCGAGGAGGUGAUGAGUAGUAUCGAAAGUAUUACUCGGUAG
Messenger RNA from Penicillium mononematosum, 2364 nucleotides. RefSeq lists its product as uncharacterized. Bases 1 to 2364 code for a protein of 787 amino acids. The transcript is spliced from 6 exons. The record is from RefSeq and is a predicted model, not a curated record. NCBI's taxonomy places the organism in Eukaryota, Fungi, Ascomycota, Eurotiomycetes, Eurotiales, Aspergillaceae.